AUGACCUUGGCUUUCUCUGUAGUGGGCAAGAUUCUCAAACUGCGUCAUCACCCUACUACCAUAACCUUGAACACACUCAUGAAAGGUCUGUGUCUUAAGGGUGAGAUCAAGAAAGCACUGCACUUUCAUGACAAGGUAUUAGCACAAGGGUUUAAGCUGGAUGAGAUUAGUUAUGGGAUUUUGAUCAAUGGGAUGUGUAAAAUAGGAGAAACAAGAGCUGCCAUUCAGUUGUUGCGAAUGAUUGAAGGAAGGUCUAUUAAGCCUAAUGUGAUAGUGUACAGCAUAAUCAUUGAUAGUCUUUGCAAAGAUAACCUUGUAAAUGAGGCUUGUGAUUUGUAUUCUGAAAUGGUUGUAAGAAGAAUUUUUCCUGAUGUUGUCACUUACACUAGUCUAAUGCGUGGCUUCUGCAUUAUUGAUCAACUAAACAAAGCAAUUGGUUUGUUAAAUGACAUGGUGUUGAAAAACAUCAACCCAGAUAUUUAUACCUAUGGUAUAUUGAUUGAUGCUUUAUUUAAGGAAGGAAAGGUAAAAGAAGCUAGAAAUGUGUUAGCCGUGAUUGUGAAAACAUGUUUCAAACCUGAUGUUAUUGUUUGUAGUGCUUUAAUAGAUGGAUAUUUCUUAGUUAAUGAAGUGAAGAAUGCAAAACAUGUAUUCUACACUAUGACUCAAAUGGGAAUAAGUCCAGAUGUUCAAUGCUAUAGUAUCAUGAUUCAUGGUCUAUGUAAGAUUAAAAGGGUGGAUGAUGCCAUGAAUCUUUUUAAAGAAAUGCACCACAAAAAUAUGGCUCCUGAUACAGUGACUUAUACUUCUCUCAUUGACGGUUUGUGCAAAUCAGGAAGAAUAUCUUAUGUUUGGGGUCUUAUUGAUGAAAUGCAUGAUACCGGUCAAUCUCUUGAUGUAAUCACCUAUAAUAACUUGAUAGAUGCUCUAUGCAAAAAUCGACAUCUUGACAAGGCAAUUGAAUUGUUCAACAAAAUGAAAAACCAGGGAAUUCGGCUAAAUGUAUACACAUCCACUAUACUUCUUGAUGGACUCUGUAAAGGUGGAAAACUUAAGAUUGCACAACAAGUUUUUCGGGAUCUUUUGACUAAGGGCUAUUGCUUAAAUGCUCAUACAUAUACUGUUAUGAUCGAUGGGCUAUGUAAAGAGGGCUCACUUGAUGAAGCAUUGGUCUUGCGGUCAAAUAUGGAAGACAGUGGUUGCAUGCCAGAUGCUGUAACUUUUGAAAUUAUGAUCCGUGCUUUCUUUGAAGAAGAUGAGAAUGAUAAGGCAGAGAAACUUUUCCGUGAAAUGAUUGCUAGAGGCCUAUUGUAA
Sphenostylis stenocarpa is the source of this 1314-nucleotide messenger RNA. The record is from the annotation of a GenBank genome assembly. NCBI's taxonomy places the organism in Eukaryota, Viridiplantae, Streptophyta, Magnoliopsida, Fabales, Fabaceae.